Austrofundulus limnaeus is the source of this 457-nucleotide messenger RNA. It is a transcript of the gene airim, whose product is annotated as AFG2 interacting ribosome maturation factor. NCBI's taxonomy places the organism in Eukaryota, Metazoa, Chordata, Actinopteri, Cyprinodontiformes, Rivulidae. The record is from RefSeq and is a predicted model, not a curated record. Gene Ontology annotation, cellular component: nucleus; cytoplasm.
GACUGAGCUGCAGACGGUCAGAGACUCCAUCAGUAAGCAGGUCUCUGCAGUCCUACAGCUGUACGAGCAGAACUCAGACUCUCUGGACCUGUCUGUGAUGACAGAGCGAUGUGCCGCCGCCCCGUCCCUCGCCGACAUGCUGGAGUGGCUUCAGGAUGCCGAGCGCUUCUACAGACAACAGUUCCUGCAGAGGAAGACUCUGCUGCAGACCCUGAGGCUGGACCACCUCCACCUGCUGGAGUCUGCUCCCAGAAGAUGGAAGUCUCUGGAUUGUCCUGGUUCAGACCAACAGAUCACAGAUACUCUAUGCAGACUGGCCUUCUUCAUGGAGUCUCAGUACCCGGGUCCAACCUGAACCGGUCCUGACUUCUGACCCACAUGGACCUCUGCAGGAGGACCAGGUUUACCCAGGAGAUAAACAAGCCUCAAAUCUUUUCCUGGAUGGAAACCUUCUGCA